CGCGGCGGUGGGCGACAGGACGGGUCGGUGCCUGCCCCUCUUCAGUGUGCGAGUGGCUCUCGGGGCGGAGGCUGUCGCGGUAGGGACGGCAGCAGCUCUAGCACCAGCUUCAGAACCGCCACCACCUGGGUGAUCGCGCCCGGGGCAGCCGCCGGCUUCACACGCCGACAGACCCUCCCUCACUUCGCUCCUGCUUCUCCGCCGGCUCCUGCUAGGGCCGCUGCGCCCCAAGGGAUGGCUGUGCUGGCCUUGGCCCUGGCGGGACUCGCCAUCUUCGGACUCAUCCUCUUCGUCGUGCUCUGGCUCAUGCACUUCAUGUCCAUCAUCUACACACGCCUUCACCUCAAUAAAAAAGCCACGGAUAAACAGCCAUAUAGCAAGCUUCCUGGUGUUUCACUCCUGAAGCCAUUAAAAGGUGUGGAUCCAAACCUGAUCAACAACUUAGAAACCUUCUUUGAGUUGGAUUACCCAAAAUAUGAAGUACUGCUCUGUGUACAAGAUCAUGAUGAUCCAGCUAUUGAUGUGUGCAAAAAGCUUCUUGGCAAAUACCCAAAUGUUGAUGCCAGACUCUUCAUAGGUGGCAAGAAAGUUGGCAUCAACCCUAAAAUUAACAAUUUAAUGCCUGGGUAUGAAGUUGCCAAAUAUGAUCUCAUAUGGAUUUGCGAUAGUGGAAUCAGAGUAACUCCAGACACACUGACAGAUAUGGCCAAUCAGAUGACUGAAAAAGUGGGCUUGGUCCAUGGGCUUCCCUAUGUUGCAGACAGACAGGGUUUUGCUGCUACACUUGAACAGGUUUAUUUUGGAACUUCACAUCCUAGGUCAUAUAUUUCAGCCCACUUAACUGGAUUUAAGUGUGUAACAGGAAUGUCAUGCUUGAUGAGGAAGGAUGUUUUGGAUCAAGCUGGAGGACUGAUAGCUUUUGCACAGUAUAUUGCUGAAGAUUACUUUAUGGCCAAAGCAAUAGCUGAUCGGGGCUGGAAAUUUGCGAUGGCCACACAAGUUGCAAUGCAAAACUCCGGUUCAUAUUCUAUCUCUCAGUUUCAGUGCAGAAUGAUCAGGUGGGCCAAACUGCGAAUUAAUAUGUUACCUGCCACAAUAAUUUGUGAGCCAAUCUCUGAGUGCUUUGUUGCCAGUCUGGUUAUUGGAUGGGCAGCUCAUCAUGUGUUUAGAUGGGAUAUAAUGGUAUUUUUCCUGUGUCACUGUUUGGCAUGGUUUAUAUUUGACUACAUUCAACUGAAAGGUGUUCAGGGUGGUCCUUUGUGUUUUUCAAAACUGGAUUAUGCAGUAGCUUGGUUCAUCAGAGAAUCCAUGACAAUUUAUAUUUUCCUAUCUGCUUUGUGGGACCCCACUAUUAGCUGGAGGACACGACGCUACAGAUUACGUUGUGGAGGCACUGCAGAAGAAAUUCUUGAUGUAUAGCCACAGCUUUGUAACUGUGAAUGUCAAAAAGAGAAAGGGGGAUGUUCUGGGGGGGUUGCGGGGGGCGGGAGAUAAGUAUUAUAAAUUGUUUAUAUAAAUACUUUUAAGAAAAUCUACCUUCAGUAGUUUUAUUACUUGUAUGUAUGUUUGUUUUGGUAUCUGUUCUUUAAUUUAUUCUUGCAUGGCACUUGCAUCUGUGAAAAUAUAUCUGUAGUCUUGGCCAGACGGAACCUUGCUUCCAUGUACAAAUAGAAACGGAGAGAAUUGGUCCUGACAUCUUAUUUCCCAUAGGAAUGCUCUGCAGUAAACUCCUUUACAAAAGAAAAAAAGAAAAAGUAUCCUCCUGGAUAUGAACAGCUUCUUAUUCCAUGGUGUGCUAACCUAGCAAAUCCAGGGUUCACACAGCUAUUUUCCAGCUGGAUUGUAGGUGGCUGUACCUAGUAAAAUCUCUGUAGUACAGCUAACUUCUCUUAUCCCACUAAUUUGAGCUAGUAACAGGACCUUGGGAAGAAGCUCCUAAAUGCUUUAUGCCUACCUCUCAUGUUUGCUGCAGAACAAAAUAAAUGGAAAGGUAAAAAUGCUUUGCAAAAACAAACUGAAGUAAAGUGGAAUCUUGUGUUUAUAUGUAUAUAUGAAAUAAUUUAGUCAUUGCAAUGAACCAAAAGUUGACUGAGUUUGAUAGAAUGUGUUGGAAGGAAUUACUGGUCAGGCAUGUAUUGUGCACCUUUUGGCCAACUCUGAUCUGGUUCUGUCUUGAACCUUCUUAAGCACUGUGCUUUAACUAGCCAAGCUCAUCCCCUUCAAUAUUUCCAUUCUUUUUAAGGGGUGUUUGUUUUCCCCUGUGAGUGAAUAUUUCGGGGGAGUGGGAGGAGUGGGAUUGUGGGGGGUGAGGGGGACACAGUCAAGGGUAGAAGGGAGCGGGAAUACAUUUUAGAAACAUUUCACAAGUGAGCUAUUUUCUUAUUCAAUGUCUUGAGAAUGUAAUUUCAUUAUGCAGGUAUUUAGUAUCUUUUUAAAGUGAAUAUACAGACCUUUGCUAGUCAUAAUUACGUACUCAAUUACAGUCAUUACUGUGAAUAUAUUAAAGGGCCAGGUGAGUUUGCUGUUACUGAUUGAAACUGUAAUAUUAAUUUAAGUAUCAAACUAAGUCUACUCUUGGCUUUUUGCCAUCUACUGUUAGUCUAGUCUUUAAAUUGGACUUUUGUAUUUCAGUGGUAUGACUAAAAGGACUAGAUUUAAAUGCAUGCCAUUAUUUUCCCCUCCCUGCUCCCUGUAGCUUGGUUUCCAACCUCAUUGUGACUUCCUAAUUUGUGGUGAACUGGACUUGUUUUCUUUGAACACUUUAAUUAAAAAACACAGCAAAGCUAGAGAGGGACGCUGCAUAAGCCUUUUGUUUAUAUAGCUAUAUUUAUGCUGCUUUACUUUUCUUCAUAUAGAAUACCAUUGUCACCAUGAAUGUGAGCUGCUAAUUACAAGGCUAAUACCAACAAAGCAGCUUUAAAAGUUGGAUGGUAAUGUGUAGCAAAUUAGCAAUAAUGACAUGUAUUUAUAAAAAUGGAUAUUUUUACCUUACUGAGCCAAUCCUUUAUCUGUCGUAUGCUACACAAGUGCAAUGUGUAUGUAUGUGUUGUAAAACAUACUCUGGGCCAAAAUGCUUCAUCCACUUUAAUAUCUCUUUUGCCUUAUGAUACCAUGGAACUCUCUUAAUGGGCAUUGCUUUAUGAACAAAGGCUUUUGAUGCAUGCUUCAUUCUCUUCAUGUGAAUCAGGAAGAAGCAUUUUUCCUGAGGAAGUUUGCGUACUUAAAGCUAGUCUAGUUUUGAUCCACAAAAACAUACUGGUCUUAAUAUUGUUUUUUACAUAGUUGUAUUUUGCUGACAAUGUUUGUAUCUUUGUUUCAUGAAGUUUGAUGCCAUUCAUUGCACUGCUAAUGUGAAGCUUAGCUUGCAAUUUAGCUUUAUGCUGAUUUCUAUGCAGGCAAUGGAACAGAACCAAAAAAAAAAAAGGCUGUACAGACUUCACUUAAAAAAAUAAAUAGAUGGGGAUAACUGUUUAAAAGAUGCUUUUGUACUUGUAGAGCCAUCUUUGGUCAUGAAAAACAAAGCUUCACUUAAGUAAAUAGUUUCGUUUGGGUAUUGUGCAGUUGAUUAUGAAAUGGAAGUCAACACUGUCAAAUGUAGAAGAUGCUGCAACAGAAAUUCUAGAAGUUAAAAAUGGCUAAUGUAAAGUUGUGUUCAUCUACAGAUGUGUAGAAUAUACCAUGUUUAUUUAAAAUAAAUGGCUUGGUUUUUCUUUUAUUUAAAAAUAAAUUUUGAAUA
This is a messenger RNA of Calypte anna (Anna's hummingbird), 3736 nucleotides long. It is a transcript of the gene UGCG, whose product is annotated as UDP-glucose ceramide glucosyltransferase. Bases 235 to 1419 code for a protein of 394 amino acids. Gene Ontology annotation, biological process: glucosylceramide biosynthetic process. NCBI's taxonomy places the organism in Eukaryota, Metazoa, Chordata, Aves, Apodiformes, Trochilidae. The record is from RefSeq and is a predicted model, not a curated record. Gene Ontology annotation, molecular function: ceramide glucosyltransferase activity. Gene Ontology annotation, cellular component: membrane. The transcript has 9 exons.